Molecule: messenger RNA, 444 nt
Organism: Angiostrongylus costaricensis
Lineage: Eukaryota; Metazoa; Nematoda; Chromadorea; Rhabditida; Metastrongylidae
Source: the annotation of a GenBank genome assembly
AUGCUAAACGGACUGGAUGAAGUUGCAGAUGGCCGGCGUCCUGGUGGCGGUCAUCGAAUUGCUGCUGUGCAUUCUUUCCGUGAUGACGAGUGGUGUUUAGGGAUUCUGUCGGUGAUUGUGAUUGUUUUCGCCAUCGUUCUGAUGCUGUAUGCAAUCAAGAAGGAAAAAGCACGCUGGAUUAUUCCCCAUCUUAGCGCACAGGUGUUCCUAAUCCUUUUCCUCAUCAUCGUUGCCAUCGUGGUCGCAAUUCUUCUACUCUUCGGCGCCUAUCAUGGGAUUCGCAAUCUGCUUGGCGUUUAUGAUUACUAUAUGAGUGACGACUCGACGUUCAUUAUUGGGAUUAUGAUAAUCGUCAUCUACCCGAUAGUUGCACUUUUGGAGGUGUUCUUCCUAAUCAUCGUCUGGAAGCUGUACAAGUAUGACCUGCAUUGUAAUUCUUAUUAA